UGACGUUGGCGCAGCGUGCGGUGUGGUGCGCCCCUUCGCGGGGCUGAGCGGCGAGUGGGAGCGCGGGGCCCAACUACGGGAACCGGGAGAGCGAGCAACGGCAACCAGAGCAGCGGGCGGGGCUUCAGGCGAAUGAAAGAGUAGAUGUAUGCCAUGGCCAUGGCAUUAAGGUGUCUCCGUCAGCUACCUCCCCUGCUUCAUAAUUCUCUCUCAGGACUAGUAAGGCCACCCCUGCAAGUACCUUUGAGGCAUACAGCUCUGAUGCUGAAUGGCUGCAGGCAGUGUGUGGUCCACCAGACAAUGCUGACCAGACAUCUAGCUACCAAGAAAGCCAAAGCUAAAGGUAAAGGGGAGACCCAAGCCAGAGUGAAUAUCAAUGCUGCCUUAGUUGAAGAUAUUAUCAGUCUAGGGGAGGUAAAUGGUGAAAUGCAGGCAGUGGUGGAAGUCCUUAAGGAAGAAUUUGGGAAAAAUCUCAAUAUAAGAACCUCACCAGGCGCUCUUGAUCAUAUAACUGUGACAACAAAAGAUGGAAAGUUUCCAUUAAACCAGCUUGGACAAAUCUCGCUGAAAUCUCCUCAGCUCAUUAUAGUAAAUAUGGCUAGUUUUCCAGAGAAUACAGCUGCAGCUAUCAAGGCUAUAAGGGAGAGUGGAAUGAACCUGAACCCGGAAGUAGAUGGGAUAAUAAUUCGGGUGCCAGUUCCUAAGGUAACAAGAGAACACCGUGAAAGCCUGGCCAAACUCGCCAAACAGCUUACGAACAAGGCUAAGGACUCCUUGCGAAAGGUCCGGAGUAACGCUGUGAACCACGUGAAGAAGGCCAAGAGCACAGUGUCUGAAGACACCAUUAAGCUGGUAGAAAAGCAGAUCCAGCAAAUGGCAGACGACACUGCAGCAGAGAUGGACAAGCUCCUGGCAGGGAAGACCAAGGAGCUCCUCGGCUGAGUGCAGCUUGGACAGACACACAGUCAGCAGUGACUAUGGACUGCAGACAACCGCAGACCAAAUGUUCCAUGCUUGGCCGUAGCAGCUUAGUGUGACUGGCAGGGCGGACUGGGUCCUACCUCACGAGUAGAGUUAUGCUGUGAUUACUCAGGGAAUUGGCCCAUGAUCAGUGUUGGGGGUGGGGGAAUCUAGUCUGUAUUUCAUUGAUUCACGCAAUGACAACUGAAUUUGGAUAAAAUAAGGUUAAGAGGAACUGAGGAAUGGCUCUUAGUUGUCAACUUUCACCAUGGCAGCAGCCUCUCUCUGCCAGUGGCAUUAAAGCACUGAGCGGUUGGGUGCUCAGAUUAGUGAAUGUUUGUCCCCUUUGCAGAUCUCUUUCUUACAAUUCCUGCCAUGAAAUUCCCACUUAGGGCCUGUCUACACUAGGGUCAGUUUCUCUGGUGUAACUAUAUCAGUGUUGCUAACCAGGUAUAGACAGGGCCUUCAAGUCAAUAGCAGCAAGCAGGGCCACCCGGCCAUUCUGCAGGUGUCUCCCCCAGGCGGCUUGGCUGAAACUCAUGCAUUGGACAAGGGCACUGCAUAGAUUUGUCCCAAUGGAACAGGAGUGCUCAAAAAAACAGGGCUUUCACUAGCUAGAGUCCAGCCACACUGAGCAGAAGGUUGGUCUCGCAGGAUCCUCCUUUCAGAGAAGGCCCCGUGUACCUCUCAAUUCUGAAGGCUCUGCCUAGAGCCUUCCCAGGCUCCUUUGGGUUCCAGCUACCCCUAACCAUAAUGCUGGGGGAAGAAAGGGAAGCGAUCAAGGGAAACUCACAUGUUCAUUGCCCUGCUGUGAACCAGGUCAUUUGUUUUCAGCUAAAAUAAAAUCAAACAGAGAUGUUAAAAAACACCAGGCAGUUCCCUGUCACUCCAUCCCCUUCCCUUUGCAGGAGAGUUUACGUACCGCUCGCCUGCAGCCUGGCCCCUGUUCACGCAAAGGCUCCCAGCACGGUGUGGCAGACGGGUUGCAGCACA
Emys orbicularis (European pond turtle) is the source of this 1953-nucleotide messenger RNA. It is a transcript of the gene MRRF, whose product is annotated as mitochondrial ribosome recycling factor. Gene Ontology annotation, biological process: translation. The coding region runs from base 145 to 942 and encodes 265 amino acids. Gene Ontology annotation, cellular component: mitochondrion. Gene Ontology annotation, molecular function: ribosomal large subunit binding. The transcript has 7 exons. The record is from RefSeq and is a predicted model, not a curated record. Lineage: Eukaryota; Metazoa; Chordata; Testudines; Emydidae.